Messenger RNA from Phyllopteryx taeniolatus (common seadragon), 2748 nucleotides. Its product is annotated as forkhead box protein P2-like. The transcript is spliced from 18 exons. Gene Ontology annotation, cellular component: nucleus. Bases 318 to 1907 code for a protein of 529 amino acids. Gene Ontology annotation, molecular function: RNA polymerase II cis-regulatory region sequence-specific DNA binding; DNA-binding transcription repressor activity, RNA polymerase II-specific. Lineage: Eukaryota; Metazoa; Chordata; Actinopteri; Syngnathiformes; Syngnathidae. Gene Ontology annotation, biological process: regulation of transcription by RNA polymerase II. The record is from RefSeq and is a predicted model, not a curated record.
CAUUUCCCAUUGAGAUGAAUGAAAAUACCAUUGCGUUAUCCUGACAUCCCCCCCAAAAAAUUUUUUUUGUAAUGUGCUUUUUAAUAAGGAAAAUAGCAUUAUAUAAUAUUGUACUUUAAAAAAAACAUAUAGUAAUACCUAAUUAAAUAGAAUGUAAAGAAAUAAUUAGUUCCUUCCGAUAUCCAUUGAAUUGGGGUGCGUGAAGACGAGGUUCCACUGUAUAAGCCUGUAGCUUCUUCAUCUUCACUUGGAGGCUCUGUCAACACUGACUGCAGACUUCACUUCACUGCAACGCCAGAACACUGAUCAGCAGCGCGAUGCCCGAGUCUUCUCGUGUGGCUCGUCAAAACCAAGAAGGUGGUCACCUCCAUUCCGGGGGAGACGACGCAGCAGAAGUAGGAGGCACUGUGGAUAGUCUUUAUCUUAAACAGGUCUCCCUCGCCAUGGCGGCUCCUCGUCAGGUGACGCGGACUCUGUCCUCCGGUCAGCUGCAAGCUCUGAUGCAGCACAAACAGCAGGCCCUCAUCCUCCACCAGCAUCAUCUCAAAGAGUUUUACAAGAAACAGGAGCAGAUCAACGCACAGUUGCUUCAGCAGCAGCCGGCAAAGAAAAGCAAAGAGCUCCUCGCACAGCAGCUGGCGCUCCAGCAGCUCCUGCACAUCCAACAGCAUCUUCAUUUUCAGCAUCAGCAGUCAGUCUGUUCCUCUGCAGCUAAUAUCAGCUCUGUGGAGUCGAAGCACGUUUGGAAGGAGAUGACAACAAGAGCGGCAGAAGAAGAAGACGAAAACACCAAGUGCGAUCAUAACGGCGCUGAUAAAAAGAAGACAAUUGAUGAGAGACAGACGCGCGACCUCCUGUCAUGUUGUCCUCAAAAUUGCUCAAGUGAAGCUGACUUAACGACUAUAAAUGUCCUCUACGGUCACGGCGUGUGCAACUGGCCAGGGUGUGAGUCCAUCUGCCAAAACUACAGCAAGUUUGUAAAGCACAUGCGCUGCGAGCACACACUGGAUGACAGAAGUGCAGCUCAGUGCCGAGUCCAGAUGCAAGUGGUUCAUCAGUUGGAGAUUCAGCUCCUCAAAGAACGAGAGCGUCUGCGAGCGAUGACUGCUCACCUUCAGCUGACGCCCACUGCAGAAUCCAACUCUGCACCCACAGGAUCGCAUUUGACCCCACGAGACACGUCAGUCGACCCGCUCUGUCCGCAGUCCAGCUCGGUCACCUGCAACUCGCCCUCGCCGAGUCCUCCUCACCUUCUGGCCCCCGUCGGCGCCCCGCUGCAGGAAGGACCCCCUCGUACGACAUGUGCUGGGGCCAUGAGACACCGCCAUCACCGGUUGGCCUACUCAUCAGAAAAAGAACAUGAGCUCUACAAGAACGCUGACAUCAGACCACCUUUUACAUACGCAACCUUAAUAAGACAGGCCAUCCUAGAAUCAGCAGACACGCAGCUAACACUAAACGAGAUCUAUACUUGGUUCACGAGGACCUUCGCCUUUUUCCGCCGCAAUGCCGCAACGUGGAAGAAUGCUGUGCGCCACAACCUGAGCUUGCACAGAUGCUUCGUGCGCGUGGAGAACGCGAAAGGCGGCGUGUGGACGGUAGACGAGGCAGAAUACCAGCGGCGGAGGUCCCAGAAGAUGGCGGGUUCUAUCGUUCAAGGUGACAUCACGAAUAACUGGAGUCCACUAUUGAUGGACUUCGGGUCCGUUUUGAACGCCAGCUUACAGACGACAUUUACAGACGCAGCAUCGCUGGGAUUCAAGUGCGGGAAUGGAAAAAGUUUGGAGUCGCCCGCACAACAGUGUCAUUUGAACAUGUUACACACUCACCAUCGAGAAUCCGUGAUGGGAAACAAUGGCGGUCCGCAACUCGACGGGACUCGAAUCAACGACAAAGACUUGCUGUGACUCCUCAGACUCACACACUGCAACAUUACGAUUCAAGUCAUUACCCACAAAAACAUUGGGUGUAUAGUACAGUCUACAUGAUGUGUGUGUGUGUGUGUGGAGGGGGGACUCGUUAUGGUAUCAACUGUGGAAAUCUUCUGUACUGCUUCUGAGUCUUGAAUGAUCAUCACAUGCAUCAUCACAUGCAUGUUUUGGGGAUGUGUGAGAAAGUACUUUUGAUUCUAAUUACUCCUUGGAGGUGGAAAGCAGUAGUUUCACUUUUAUUUGUGUUAUUGUUGUUGUCUCUUGUUGUGCGAUGUACUGUAUCAAAAUCAGAAUCAUCUUUAUUUGCCAAGUAUGUCCAAAACACACAAGUAAUUUGUCUCCGGUAGUUGGAGCCGCUCUAGUACAACAGACAGUCAAUUUACAGAACACUUUGGAGACAUAAAGACAUUGACAAAAAACAACAACAAACAACAAUUGUGCAAAAAGAUGCAGAGUCCUCAGUUCGAAUGGCUAAUAUCACAAUAGUCCGGUGCAAUGACCAUUGUGCAAAGGGCACAGAGACUUCAAGGAGUGUAUGCGGUUUAAAGUGACGAGUAGUGCGAUAAUCUGGGACAAUGGUUGUGCAAAUGUUACAGAUACUCCUCAAUCAGUGUGCAAAUGGAGCAGAUGCUACUCUGGCAUGAGUGGCCACUAUAUGCAAAUAGUGCAGCACGGCGAGACAACUACAGUGAGUGCACGAGUAAUACAUAAUUGGCCCCACAGAAAUGUGACAACGAACUCAAGUCAAAAAAUUGCCAGCUUGUUGUAACGGAAUUGUAUGUCAUUAGUGUCCUUAAUAAACUGCUUGAUCAAUUGA